Molecule: messenger RNA, 1274 nt
Organism: Clupea harengus (Atlantic herring)
Lineage: Eukaryota; Metazoa; Chordata; Actinopteri; Clupeiformes; Clupeidae
Gene: stx1a
Product: syntaxin 1A (brain)
Biological process (GO): intracellular protein transport; exocytosis; vesicle fusion
Cellular component (GO): SNARE complex; plasma membrane; endomembrane system
Molecular function (GO): SNARE binding; SNAP receptor activity
Source: RefSeq, a predicted model, not a curated record
GCCUCCAAAAGGAAAGUGGAAAGCCAGGCGGAGGAAUCACGUUUGGAGAUGCGCGUUCACAGUAUUUGUACUGCUCACGCACACGCCUGCUAUCAAAGGUCUUUGGAAAAAGAAUUCCCAUUGUCGGGUGAAAUCGGUGACUUUUCACGGCGAUUACUCGUGACGACAAACCGACAGGUGUGGAGACAAAGUUUGACUGAUCAUGAAGGACCGGACAAAUGAACUUAGACAUGCUAAAGACCCUGAAGAGGAAGAGGAGGUGGUCGUAGACCAUGGUAGAUUCAUGGAUGAAUUCUUUGACCAGGUGGAGGAGAUCCGAGGCUUCAUCGACUCGCUGGCGGAGAAGGUGGAGGAGGUGAAGAGGAAACAUGCCGCCAUUCUGGCAGCACCCAACCCUGACGAGAUGACAAAGGCGGAGCUUGAAGAGCUGAUGACGGACAUUAAGAAGUUGGCCAAUACGGUUCGCUCCAAGUUAAAGAGUAUUCAGCAAACGAUUGAGCAAGAAGAGGGUCUGAACAGAUCGUCAGCAGACACGAGGAUACGCAAGACCCAGCACUCUACUCUGUCCCGCAAGUUUGUGGAAGUGAUGUCAGAGUACAACGCCACUCAGUCAGACUACCGUGAGCGAUGCAAGAGCCGUAUCCAACGGCAACUAGAGAUCACUGGCAGGAACACAACAAAUGACGAGCUAGAAAGCAUGUUGGAAAGCGACAAUCCUGCCAUCUUCACCUCAGGGAUCAUCUUGGACUCCAGCAUCAGUCAGCAGGCCGUGGAUGAGAUCGAGACGCGACACACCGAGAUCAUCAAACUGGAGAACAGCAUCAGAGAGCUACACGACAUGUUCAUGGAUAUGGCCAGGCUAGUGGAGAAUCAGGGGGAGCUGGUGAACAACAUUGAGAAGAACGUGUGCGGGGCUCAGGAGUAUGUGGAGAAGGCUAAGGAGGACACCAAGCAGGCCACGCUCGUACGCAAGGGAGGACGCCGGAAGCUGAUGUUGAUUGGUGGCUGUGUUGCUGUCACUCUGACUGUCCUCAUCAUUGCUUUGGCUAUAGGCUUGAGUUAGACCCCGCCCAACCCACCCCCAGGCCCCGCCCUCUUAGGGUGAUGGAUAGGUGCUGCUGCUGCGGUGAACCACUGCCUCCUCUGCUGAACCCGAGACGCGAAGGGGGGACAAGAAAGGAGGGACACUCAGGAGAGACAAGAAAAGAGAGACACUCAGGAGAGACAAGAAAGAAGAGACAAGAAACGAGAGACAAGAAAAGAGAGACACUCAG